CCCUUUCAGAUGCAAAACUUUCAACAAUGUCAAAAAUACUUUCGCCCUUUGACCCCAAGUCAUACUAUCGUUUCUCAAACGCCGCAUACGCAGGUGUGACCAUAAGCACUGGAUACAAGCACUCGUCAUCCUCGAUCAUUUUUACACCCUCAGGUUCGCGCUCGAGCGAGAACUGGCAAAUAUUCCGCCAAGGUGAACGCUACUUCAUUCGCAACUAUGACUAUGGCGCAGAAUUGCAGCUAGGGCUUACGAAAGCGUCGGACGCUGUUCCACGGUUAUUACCGCGAUCGGGCGAGUUGGGCCAGCAGUGGAAUUUGGACCAAAAUGAGGAUGGUAGUUGGCGGGUCACGAAUGCGCUUUUAGGCAAUAUCUCAGUGCUGGGUGUUUCGGAUGCAAUUUCUAGUCAUGAAAUUGCGCCAGCCAUGAACCCAAGUCCAGAUGAGAGCAAGCGAUGGAUUGUCACUGUCAACCUGUCUGCGGGACAAAUUUGGCAACCAGGGAUGCUAAAUGACGUCUUAAGUCCUGAGGUACCUCAGAGUGCGGCUUCGACUAUUCCAUCGACAUCUGCGGCUUCGAACAUUCCUCCAAUAUUUGCGGCAUCGACCAUCUCCUCAUUAGCCAUGACUUCGAAUAUGCCUUCUACUACUGCAGCUCCGAAUAUCACCUCACCUGUUACAACCUCUUCUAGAGGAAUAAACACUACAGCCUAUUUCUCAGAUGCAAGACCAAUGCACUCGCCUCCACGGCUUUUCGCGUGCACCAUCAGUAGCAGUCAUUUUGCUAUUACCACAGUAAUACUGUCUCUCGUCACAGCAGCACUGAUAUGGAGACGACGACCACGAAGCUCUUAUCAUCCUAUCAUCGUUUUGGACGUUGCCUUAGGAGUGGAUACCCCGCUAAUCGAAAAGUGACAUGUUUAUGCGCAUACUAAAGUCAAAGCAAAGGAUUGGAAGCUUAAUGACUGCUACUACAAGCGUUUGUUUAUUGAAUACAGUGCC
This is a messenger RNA of Cucurbitaria berberidis CBS 394.84, 998 nucleotides long. RefSeq lists its product as uncharacterized. NCBI's taxonomy places the organism in Eukaryota, Fungi, Ascomycota, Dothideomycetes, Pleosporales, Cucurbitariaceae. The record is from RefSeq and is a predicted model, not a curated record. The coding region runs from base 27 to 911 and encodes 294 amino acids. The transcript has 2 exons.